Molecule: messenger RNA, 2461 nt
Organism: Seriola dumerili (greater amberjack)
Lineage: Eukaryota; Metazoa; Chordata; Actinopteri; Carangiformes; Carangidae
Gene: diaph1
Product: protein diaphanous homolog 1-like
Exons: 11
Coding region: 1-1380 (459 amino acids)
Biological process (GO): actin filament polymerization
Cellular component (GO): actin filament; cytoplasm
Molecular function (GO): microtubule binding; actin binding
Source: RefSeq, a predicted model, not a curated record
AUGGCCACCACUAGAGCCAAAAAAGAGCAGGAUGGAGGAGAUGACAAGAAGCAGCCGCAGAAGAAGAAGGUGAAGGAGCUGAAGAUUCUUGACUCCAAGGCUUCACAGAACCUGUCAAUUUUCCUGGGAUCAUUCCGUCUCCCUUAUGAAGAGAUCAAGAAUGCCAUCCUGGAGGUCAAUGAGAAGAUCCUAACGGAAUCCAUGGCUCAGAACCUGGUCAAACAACUGCCAGCACCAGAGCAACUGAGUGUCCUGGGAGAGAUGAAGGAUGAAUAUGAUGACUUGGCUGAGUCCGAACAGUUUGGAGUAGUGAUGUCCAGCGUGAAGCGACUGAUGCCACGGCUCCAGGCCAUCCUGUUCAAGCUGCAGUUUGAGGAGCAGCUUAACAACAUUAAGCCAGAUGUGGUUUCUGUGACAGCAGCCUGUGAGGAGCUCAGGCAAAGCCAGACCUUCUCCAAGCUGCUGCAGAUCAUCCUUCUUGUCGGGAACUACAUGAACUCUGGUUCUCGCAAUGGAAAAGCAUUCGGCUUCUCCCUAUCAUACCUGUGCAAGCUGCGUGACACCAAAUCAGCUGAUCUGAAGCAGACACUGCUUCAUUUCCUGGCUGAUGUGUGCCAGGAGCAGUAUCCUGAGAUUAUGAGCUUUCCAGAUGAGCUCAUCCAUGUGGAAAAGGCCAGCAGAGUUUCUGCAGAGACAAUUCAGAAGAACCUAGAGCUGAUGGGCCGUCAGAUCAAGAACCUUGAGAAGGAUCUGGAAACCUUCCCUCCUCCACAAAAUGACAAGGACCUGUUUGCAGAGAAGAUGUCCAGUUUUGUGAUCAGUGCCCAUGAGCAGUAUGAGAAGCUGGAUCUUAUGCAUAAGAAUAUGGAGAAACAAUAUACUGACCUUGGAGACUGUUUUGUCUUUGACCCGAAAAAAAUGUCUGUAGAGGAAUUCUUCGGGGACCUCAACACCUUUAAAAACAUGUUUCAGCAAGCAGUGAAGGAGAAUCAGAAGAGGAAGGAGGCUGAAGAGAAGAUCAAGAGGGCCAAGCUGGCGAGGGAAAAAGCAGAGAAGGAGAAGGAGGAGAAACUCAAGAGGAACCAGCUCCUUGACAUCAACGCAGAGGAUGAUGAAACUGGUAUCAUGGAUGGCCUGUUGGAGGCGCUGCAGUCCGGCGCUGCUUUCAGGAGAAAGAGAGGACCCCGGCCAGCAGCCAACCACCGACGAGCUGGUCAUGCAGUGACCAACAUCCUGGCCAAAGAGUUGAUGCAGGAGGACACGCCUUCGUCAAGUAAACUGCCCGCAAAGAAGAAGUCAGAUGAGAAAGAGGAGGCUAAACUAGAGGGGGCAGAGUCAUUGGAGGAAUUACUGGAUGUUGCUCCCUCUCGUUCUAAUUAGGCAGAGCAGGCAGAAAGUUUUUACUCAGAGUCAGUGAUAUCCAAACGCAGAUAAAUUUCUUAGACAUUCCAGGGGCCAAUAUCAAUCUGAGAUUAUCUUAGUGAAAAAAGGCCUGUGUUCUUCUGACCUUUGUCUUAACAGGACCAUCUUUUAGGGUAGCACUGACUGUGUCUUCUGUGAGGACUGAGAGAGGCAGAGCAUGAAGGCAGGGCUCUCCCCUAAACUCUCGAAUGUCCCUCAUCAACAUUUGGAUUUUUGCCAGUGUCAUAAAAAUGUUAAUUGCUUUGUUCAGCAUGUGCACAUAUCUGUUAACGUAUUCUUGUCUGUUUCUGUUCUCUGUAUUUCUGCAUCACUGAAUUCACUUGUCUUUCACCAGCGGGCAUCUUGAGGAAUUCCAAAGACUUACUCAGGAGGGAUCCACCCUUUAUUUUGAGGUUAUUUCCAAAUUCUAAAUUUAACUUUGGAAUGUCUGGAAUUAGGCACAUCCUACGACAGCUUCAUAGGUUUCUCUGGAUGUUUCAGCCAUGAUCACUUUGCGCUUUUUUUUUUUUAACCUACAAAACUUAUUGUGUUAUGUCUGUCUAAUAUACUGUAUGUAACUGUCUAAUAUACUGUGUAAAUGUUAAUCAUUUUUGCUGUAUUAUUGAAAAAAGUGCCAACCAGUAGAAAUCCAGUCUUGUCAUUUCACCUCCAGGUUUUGUCCAGUCACAGUUUGCACUGGGGUGAUGUGUGGAGCAGUCAUCACCUGGGUGUUUCAGUGUGUUGUUUGUUUAAUGAGAAGGGAUUUAGUGCACUUGUUUGCAUGUAUCAGUUACAUAUCACAUAAAAAUGAGGAUAAUUUACAUAAACUUGUCUACGCUGUAAUGCCACACAUGCCUACAACAGUUACAUGUUACAUCUUUCAUCCAUGAACAUGAACACUCUCAUAAACCCCAGAGGGAAGUAUAGUUAGAUGGGAAGAGAAAGUUCUUUCACAGUCAGUUAAACCAAAAAAGAAACUUUGCAUUUUAAAAGGGUGUUUCCAUACAAAAGCUGGCCUGAGCAGUUUACAUGCCUGUGUGUGUGUGUGUGUGUGUGUGUG